GGACCUUAGACGCGGACGGACCAAACAAACGCUUCAAAAAAAAUUCCGCCUGAAACUCAGAGCGGCGGAACUGAACGUCUCACUGAUUUCAGAGUUUAAUUCACCGCCGCAACAAAAAAUGAAGUUUCGAGGGAAAAUCAUAGACGUCGCCUGUCUCAACCACUUCACCAGAGUCAUCACCACCAUCUCAAAGCUGACGAAGAUGUGCGUCCUGAGACUGACUCCUGACAACCUGUUCUUCGUCCUGUCUGGUAAAGUGGCCAACGGAGGGGUCAGCAUGUGGUGUGAACUGUCACAGGCCAACUUCUUUGAUGAGUACCAGAUGGAGGGCGUUUCCUCUGAGGACAACGAGAUUUGUCUGGAGGUGACUCCAGAGAACCUGUCCAGAGCUCUGAAGACGGUCCAGAACGCCAAGGCCGUCAAAGUCAAACUGACCAAGAAGCACUGUCCCUGCCUCACCAUCGCUGCAGAGCUGCCCACGCUGUCCAGCGCCAGUCGAGUCGUCACUCACGAUGUCCCGGUUGACGUCAUCCCCCGGAGACUCUGGCACGAAUUCAAAGAACCAAACAUGCCAGACUUUGAUGUCAGUAUCUACCUGCCUCCUCUGAAGACCAUGAAGAACAUUGUUGACCGGAUGAAGAACCUCUCCAACUUCCUGGUGAUCGAGGCCAACCUGAACGGAGAGAUGAACCUGAAGAUCGAGACAGAUCUGGUCUCUGUCACCACUCACUUCAAAGACCUGGGGAAUCCUCCAUGGGGUGAUGACGCCUCGCAGGACGGCGGUGCGUCUCAGAGCAGGGACCCAGAGGCCAUGGUGGAGGCCAGAGUGGACAUCAGGAGGCUGCAGCAGUUCCUCAUGGGACAGCAGGUCAACCCCAGCAAGGCCAUGUGCAAUAUUGUCCAUCAGAGAGUCGUCCACCUGAUUCUGCUGCACGAAGACGUGUCGCUUCAGUAUUUUAUCCCCGCCGUGGCGUAGACGACCUGCAGGUCACAUGACUUAUUUCUGCUCACUGUGAGUUUAGGGAAAAUGGACUGUGAACCUGUUUCAGGUGUUUUCUCACAUGGUGAAGGAAUCCUCUUUAUCGUGGCACCCAGAAUGAAACAAAACUCCCAGUGUGUGGAGCUCUGUCCUACGUUUUACUGAGACUGAGCUUAGUUCCAGUUCUCACAUGGACCUGAGGAAGACUUCACCCUCCGACCUGUGCUGAGGACAUGCUGCUAGAUACACACUGAUGAAGGAGGAUGGUGCAAAGAAUUUGGACAGUUGAGAAAAUUUGCAUCAAAGUUUGGGACGUUCUGAUUAUGAAGCGUUUUGCAUUAAGUGUUGAAAACAUAUUUCAAUUUAAGUUCUUUUUAAAAUAAAUCUAAACCACACACA
Lates calcarifer (barramundi perch) is the source of this 1378-nucleotide messenger RNA. It is a transcript of the gene hus1, whose product is annotated as HUS1 checkpoint clamp component. The record is from RefSeq and is a predicted model, not a curated record. Gene Ontology annotation, biological process: nucleotide-excision repair; meiotic DNA integrity checkpoint signaling; mitotic DNA replication checkpoint signaling. Bases 119 to 976 code for a protein of 285 amino acids. The transcript is spliced from 8 exons. NCBI's taxonomy places the organism in Eukaryota, Metazoa, Chordata, Actinopteri, Centropomidae. Gene Ontology annotation, cellular component: nucleolus; checkpoint clamp complex; site of double-strand break.